AUGCUGGUCUUUGUAUCAUGUGUCUACUUGCUUCCUGUUCCAGAUAACUGGAGUGGUCACAGAGUCUCCAAUGUCAUCUACCUGGGUGAUGUCCUUUACAUAGACGCUUCUGUUGCCAUUGACAACCACGUACCCCUGUGGCUGCACGUUGACAGCUGCAUCGCAACCCUGAGUGGCAACAAGGACUCUGAGCCCAGAUACGCCGUCGUGAACAAGCUUGGCUGCCUGAUGGAUAGCAAGGCACCAGACUCCUCCUCUUCCUUCACCAGACCUCCUCUGAACAAGCUGCGCUUUGACAUCACUGCUUUCAGAUUCCAGGAGGAUUCCAGGAGUUUGAUCUACGUGAAGCUGUGCAAGAGUGAUCAGAUCCUCUGUGUUGAACAGACUAGCCUUUAGAUCCAGACCCUGCCCCCUUAUUCCACCAUGCUGUUUGUGAUUGGUAUCCUAGAGACCAUCAACCUAAGCAAGCACAAUCCCAGCUCAAUUCAGAUGAGCACCUGUGGGAUGAACUUUGACAUUGCAAUCGUGGCAGUCUACCUCUGUGGCCCAGUUUCAGCUAUCUGAGAAAGCUCUGCAACACGCCUUCUGACAUUUGGAGGUGGUGGCCCUGUUAGUUGCAAGUCCUCUUCACACUGAUUUGGGGUUGUGUGUGAUUUUUUAAAUGUUUUUUAUUUUUAUAUUUAGUUGCUAGGUUACCCUGUUGCUUGCCCAUGCCCUCUGUUCUAAUCCUGUGUUGAAAUGUAUCAUACUUCUGUAGACCUUUUCAUAUCAAGUUUGGUUGGUAUUUGAUAUCCUCUUGCAGAAAUAUUGAAUCCUCCCUAUG
Molecule: messenger RNA, 823 nt
Organism: Polyodon spathula (Mississippi paddlefish)
Lineage: Eukaryota; Metazoa; Chordata; Actinopteri; Acipenseriformes; Polyodontidae
Product: zona pellucida sperm-binding protein 3-like
Exons: 3
Coding region: 1-396 (131 amino acids)
Biological process (GO): positive regulation of acrosome reaction; binding of sperm to zona pellucida; egg coat formation
Cellular component (GO): extracellular matrix
Molecular function (GO): acrosin binding
Source: RefSeq, a predicted model, not a curated record